Brettanomyces bruxellensis is the source of this 2595-nucleotide messenger RNA. RefSeq lists its product as uncharacterized. The coding region runs from base 1 to 2595 and encodes 864 amino acids. The transcript has a single exon. NCBI's taxonomy places the organism in Eukaryota, Fungi, Ascomycota, Pichiomycetes, Pichiales, Pichiaceae. The record is from RefSeq and is a predicted model, not a curated record.
AUGUUGGCAUCCUUAUUAUUUGCUACUCUCGUUCAACUUGCAGAGGCAUCCCCUAUUGGCCUAAAUAUAUUUGAAAAAAGGGGAUUGGUUGCAGAAUCCAAAUGUCCUGAUUGGAACUUUGAUUGGAAAUGUACACAGGGUAAUUAUCCAUGUGCAACGUCCUCUGUUUCCAAUGUCAUUGCCUUAGGUAACAAUGAAUACCAAGUGACUUUCAACUUUGAUGCUGAUGGUUGUGCAGAUCUUUCAAACUUGGGAGAAUUGAAAGUGAUUUCCCUUGAUUCACCAAAUGGGAAUGAGGAUCUUUUGUUUUCAAGAAACUCAAACAAGAUUACGAAUAUCGAUCCAUGUCACUGGUCGGCUACAUUCGUACUUUAUGGAGAAGAUUAUGGUGACUACAUCUGUACACCAUCAUUUCAGGUUCAGUAUGAUUGGUUUUCUGGCAAUGGCGUCUCAACUAGUGAAGAAUCCUCCUGGAAAUACACAGGUUCGUAUGAUUAUCUCGUUGGUUGUAAUGGUGAUAAUCAAGGACAUUCAAAUGCUGACUUCCCUCAGUACUGUUGGUCACCUUCCUCGGAUACAUCAAGUUCUUCUAGUUCCUCUACAACCACCACAACUAGUUCUACUUCAUCAACAACAUCAACUUCAUCCACUACAUCAACUAGUUUAAGGACUACUUCGACUUCAUCUACCUCUUCAACUACCACUCCAUCUACUUCAACUACUUUGAGCUCAUCUACCGCAUCAACUAGUACUUCAUCUACUUCAACUUCCUUGAGCUCAUCUACUUCAUCAAGUACUACUUCAUCUACUUCAACUUCCUCGAGCUCAUCCACCUCAUCAACUACUACUCCAUCAACUUCAACUACUUUGACUUCAUCUACCUCAUCAACUUCAUCCACUACAUCAACUACUUCGAGCUCAUCUACCUUAUCAAGUACCACUCCAUCCGCUUCGUCUACUUCAUCGACUACUAGUUCAACUACCACUCCAUCUUCUUCAAGUACUUCGAGCUCAUUAUCUACAUCCACUACAUUAACUAGUUUAAGUACUACUUCGACUUCGUCUACCUCUUCAACUACUACUUCAUCUGCGUUAACUUCCUCGAGCUCAUCUACCUCAUCAACUACUACUUCAACUACUUCAACUACUUCGAGCUCGCCCACCUCAUCAAGUACUACUCCAUCUACCUCAUCAACAAAGACUACUUUGAGUACAACUUCUACUUCGAGUUCAUCAUUUUCUUCGACUACUAGUUCGACCACUUCUCCAUCCACUUUGUCCACUUCAUCGACUACUAGUUCGACCACUUCUCCAUCCACUUUGUCCACUUCAUCGACUACUAGUUCAACUACCAUUCCAUCUACCUCAUCAGCAAAAAAUACUUCCAGUACAGACUCAUCCACUUCGUCGACUACUAGUUUGAGUACUACUUUAUCCACUGCAUCUACGAAAUCUAGUGUGAGUACCACUUCCACAUCAUCGAUCUCAUCGACUACUAUUUCGACUACUACAUCAUCCACUUCAUUCACCACUAGUUUGAGUAGUACUUCCACUUUGAGCUUUAUUACAAGUUCAAGCACCAGUCCAUCAAUUUUAUCUACAUCAUCAUCAUUUAAUUCCACCAUCCCAACUACUAGUUGCGAUACAUUAUCCAGCUCCUCAAAGUUGUCAUCGGGCACCUCAGUUACUUCAGUUCCAACAACUUCUAGCACAUUGUCUACAACAAAUUCAGGUAACUUCUCAUUAGGUUCCUCCACCAUAUUGAGCACUUCUAAGUUGCAUUCAUCGGCUUCUUCGGCAUCAUUGAGAUUUUCCUCAAGUGAAUCAACGAUUUCUUCUGGUUAUCUCACAUCGACUACGCAAGCAACAUUUUUGACUACGGUCACUGUUCCUUGCUCAACUUUGAUCACGACAACAACGUGUACCUUGAACAUAUGUACUAGCUACGAGACGGCAGUUUCUACCAAUAAGGUUGUCACCUUGGAAAGAUCAUCUGUUUUGCCUUCGAAAUCUGUUAGUAAGUUAUCAUCAUCGUCCAUCACUGAUGUUGUUCCAGCUACAUCUUCGUCGGCAUCUUCGAACUCAGUCUCAAAAGAUCGCGAGACAACUUUCUUUACUACAGUGACUAUUCCUUGCUCGACAUUGAUCACAACUACUACAUGCACAUUGAACAAAUGUACCGCUUACCCAACAACUGUUUCAACAAAUUCUGUUGUCAUUUCAGAAACAACUUCUAAGUUGCCUUUAGAAACUGCUUCUGAGCCAGCCACCUUGGUCACAAGCACAAAAUUACCUGAAGAACCUAAAUCCCAGACACCUUCUUCAGCUUCCACUACUGCAACUGUUUGCUCUGGAGAAACAUGUUCAACUGCUCCAAUUUCUCGUACUUCAAAGACUUCUGCAACAGAGUCAACGAUAACGAGCAGUUCUUCCUCCGUGCACUCCACAGUUCAGUCAACUGCAAGCUCAACUUCGAUUUCUGUGGCAAUCCACAGUGCCAUUCCAUCUGCUUCUGUGUUUGUUGGAGGUGCCGGAACGUACACUCCAAACGUUUUUGUCGCAUUUGUCAUCAGUGCUAUAGCAUUUGUUAUUUAA